Drosophila miranda is the source of this 566-nucleotide messenger RNA. RefSeq lists its product as uncharacterized. The record is from RefSeq and is a predicted model, not a curated record. The coding region runs from base 64 to 432 and encodes 122 amino acids. The transcript is spliced from 3 exons. NCBI's taxonomy places the organism in Eukaryota, Metazoa, Arthropoda, Insecta, Diptera, Drosophilidae.
UUCGCCGGCUUCCUUGGAGGCGACUGGGAAUUCCAUGCGUCAUCGUCCUUGGACCUUUUUGGAAUGGUCCCUGUGUUCGGCUUCUGCCUGAGGUCUUGGAUCAAUUCCACGUUCUGGCGCAGAGGCGCCAUCUCCUCUGUUAUGGCCCCCAUCAGCUCCAUAAAGCCGCGACGGAUCUCCUCCUGCAGCGUCUUACUCAGGGUAUCUGCCAUGCUGCCUCUCCACGUCUCUUGUGCUUGCGCUAUGGCGACAUUUACUCCUGAGAGAAUCUCGGAGGGCAGUGCGUUGGAUUGGCCUGGCAAAUUCCAGCUGUCGUCUCCACGCCCCUCAGCGCCCUGUGUGUCACCGCCUUGCAUCUGUCCUUGGAGGUUACCUGGUGGAGGAGUCCUGCGGGUCAUUUUCUGUUUAGACCGCAAGUUAACAAUCGCCUAAACACUACCUAUAACGCUAACUCACUGAUCUUCAGCACAAAAACACUUAAUACGGCAAAACAAUAAUAAGGGGGAAAGGAACCACAACUACUACUAGGGCCAACUCCGCACAUUCCUGUCCAACGUCUAGAACUU